Nymphaea colorata (pocket water lily) is the source of this 2113-nucleotide messenger RNA. Its product is annotated as serine/threonine-protein kinase STY46-like. The record is from RefSeq and is a predicted model, not a curated record. Gene Ontology annotation, molecular function: ATP binding; protein kinase activity. Gene Ontology annotation, biological process: protein phosphorylation. Lineage: Eukaryota; Viridiplantae; Streptophyta; Magnoliopsida; Nymphaeales; Nymphaeaceae. The transcript has 17 exons. Bases 240 to 1976 code for a protein of 578 amino acids.
AUCCAGACCGGCCGACCGGGUGUGUGUCUGUGUGGGUCUCUCUCUCUCUCUCGGCCACCCCCCGGAUCGAGAGGAGACGUGCAUCCUUAAUACUUUAUCCUCCUGAUGAAGGAAGACAUCGACGGCAGUAGGAAAAGCUAGAUCCUUCUUGAUUUCUGUCUGCGCCUGUGCUUAGUAGCGGAUUCUAGUGUGUGCAGGGCACUUCUGGGGAGAAUUCUGGCGGAGAUAAGGAAUCGUCAAUGGCCGUAGAUGACACGGAGAGUUGCAGCAGCAGAACGGUGGAGUCAUCGACGUCGUCGUCGUGUCAGUCCAGGCAGCAACGCUACAAGCUCGAGGUGUUCAAUGAGGUGCUCCAGCGGCUUAAGGAGUCUGGCAACGAGGAGGCCGGUCGCCCCGGGUUCGAGGACGAGCUCUGGAACCAUUUCCAUCGGCUACCUUCUCGCUACGCGUUCGAUGUCAAUGUAGAGAGGGCAGAAGAUGUUCUAACCCACAAAAGGUUGCUCCAUUUGGCAAAGGAUCCUGAUAAGAGGCCAGUGAUUGAUAUCCGCGUUGUUCAGGUUCCACCUGUCAAUGAUGGAGGAGCUGACUCUUUAUCACCAAAAUCUCCGAAGGAAGAAGAUGGUCAAGGCCCCGUGAGUUACACUGGUAGACAGAGCAUCCAUCCGCCACCUACUUUUGGUUCAUCCCCUAACCUUGAAGCCCUAGCUCUGGAAGCCAACAAGUCCUCCACCUGUGAUGUUGAUGCUACUGUGAAUGGUCACCGUCAAACAUCUAGGCCGAUGCAUGAGAUUACCUUUUCAACUGAUGACAAGCCGAAGCUGCUUAGUCAGUUAACUGCUUUGCUUGCUGAGGUUGGACUCAACAUUCAGGAGGCCCAUGCUUUCUCCACUUCAGAUGGUUUUUCCCUGGACGUGUUUGUUGUCGAGGGAUGGCCAUAUGAGGAAACUGAACAACUAAGAGAUGCAAUCGAGAAUGAAAUCGCAAAGAAGAAAGCCCAUACAAAGCCUCAAGUAACAUCAUUAAACCUGCCAAUUAAAUCUGAUGCGGAGGCUAUACCUAGUCAUAUAAAAAUACCAGUUGAUGGGAAUGACAACUGGGAAAUUGACCCAGAACUGCUGAAAUUUGAGAGCAAAGUGGCUUCUGGAUCAUAUGGUGAUCUCUACAAGGGAAGCUAUCAUGGUCAGGACGUUGCCAUUAAGGUCCUGAAGUCUGAGCAUGUUAAUGCACAAAUGGAACGAGAGUUUGCACAGGAGGUCUUUAUCAUGAGAAAAGUUCAACAUGAAAAUGUUGUGAGGUUCAUUGGUGCUUGCACGAAGCCUCCAAGCUUGUGCAUUGUGACAGAGUUUAUGUAUGGUGGGAGUAUCUACGAUUUCCUGCAUAAGCGAAAAGGUGUUUUUAAAUUGCCUUCAUUGCUUAAAGUGGCAAUCGAUGUUUCCAAGGGAAUGAAUUACUUGCACCAGAAUAAUAUAAUCCACAGAGACCUGAAGGCUGCCAACCUUCUGAUGGAUAACAAUGAGGUAGUCAAGGUUGCUGACUUUGGGGUUGCCAGGAUACAAACUCAAUCUGGAGUGAUGACUGCAGAGACUGGAACAUAUCGGUGGAUGGCACCUGAAGUUAUUGAACAUAAACCUUACGGGCCAAAGGCUGAUGUUUUCAGUUUUGGGAUUGUACUAUGGGAGCUACUGACAGGAAAGCUUCCGUACGAGUAUCUAACACCCCUGCAAGCGGCUGUAGGUGUGGUUCAGAAGGGACUAAGGCCAACUAUUCCAAAGAAUACUCAUCCAAAGCUUGUGGAUCUCCUUGAAAGAUGCUGGCAGCAGGACCCAACAUUGAGACCUGACUUCUCUGAAAUAAUCGAGAUACUGCAGAAAAUAGCCAAAGAGGCUGACAAUGAAGGAGGUGAUCAGCCCAAUGAAAAGCCCACAGAAGGUUGGUUUCUUUCUGCUCUUUGGUGGGCUGCUGGUAGUGGACACUGAUAAGUUAUGCAUGAUAUCUUUUGAUUAAUGUAAUGUCUAACGUCUCAUGUGUUGUAUAUGUCUUUCUGAUUAGCUAUUUUAUUGGAGCUGUAGAGUGAUUCUCAUUUCUUAGUGUUCUAUUUUGAGGUUUUGUUUUA